AUGGCAACGGCGUCAGGACCGACAGUGGAGAAGGGCGCACGGCUGGCCAAGCUUUUGAAGGCCUCUGAACGCUUGGUGAGUUGCUCGGUGGCCGACAUCCUGAAGCAGGAUUUUGAUGUGCUUUUUGACGUGGCCUUAUCUCCCAGUGACAUGCAGAGUUUGCCACAGAUGAAGACAUGGAUGGCAUCGACCUUCGCCGACAAGGCCAACAAAGCCCAGUCCGAGGCCAUGUGGGAGUAUCAGAUUGCAGCUUUCAUGGCUCGCCUUGAUGCUCAAGCGGAUGAGGGGCCACCCAUGGACGUGCCGAUGGAGGCCGAUACGUCCUCUGCUCUGAAGGAGUCGGCUCGGACCCAUGAGUUGCAGGCGAAGCUGGAGAUGCUCAGGAAGCAUUUGCAGCAGCAAGAGAUUGCGAACCAAGCACAGGAGAACACCAUCAUCGCUUUGCAGGAGCAGAUUGAGGCAGCACAUGGCAAGCUGGAUCGGGACACCAACCAGCUGGUGGCAGAGCUUUGUGGAAGCCGGAGCCGUUGCAGCUUGUCCAACAGUGCCAUGAAUGGAGCUGCUGGGCUGUCAGCCGGUGUUGUCAUCGUCGGAAUCUUGGUGCCAGCUGGGCCAGUGAACUUCCCGUCCUACCAGGCUAUAGCGGCCCCUGCCAUCUACGCCAAGCCUGAGGGUCUCGUCUACAUGCCACAGGGUGCCCACUUGCAGGUCCCAAUGGCACCCCAUGACGGCAACAGCAGCUUUCCAGUGACCCCCCGGAGCCCCGUCCGGCAGCACUCGCCGGCGGAGACGGACACCACCGCCGACGACGCACCCUUAGAACGUCCCCGGCUGAGCACCAGCGCCGCCCGGCGGAUGCGCCGGAAGCGGGCGGCCGAGCGCGCACAGCAGGCGGCUGAGCAGAGCCGGAACAACGAGGGAACGAGGACGGCACCCUUGUCUGCGGGAAGAGUAAAGAGCGACUCCAUCAACUCCAUUUUGGAGCACUGCGAUCUCCUUCGCUCACAACUGGCCAGCGGAAUUGCUGACGAAGUUCAGAAAGCACUGGCCGCGAUUCAAGGUCAUGUAUGGCAAUUGUCACAGCAUGCUACAGGUUGUCGACUUGUACAGCUCGCGUUGGAGACCGGAUGUCACGAGGCGGCGCUCUUGACGCGCGAGCUACACGGGCACGUGCAGGAGGCGGCCGUCUCGCCACACGCCAACUAUGUGAUCCAGAAGGUGGUUAGCACCCUGACCUGGGCGACCUCCAGUUUUGUGGCCAAAGAGCUCCUGAACUCCUGCGCCCGCCUCGCACGACACCGCUACGCCUGCCGUAUCUUCUGCCGCUUGCAGGAGUUCUGCGGGAACAGGGACCUCACGCUCCAGCUGAUUGAUGAGCUGCUGGUUGAAGCCGAGGAUUUGUGCCGUCACAACUUUGGACACCACGUGGUGCAGUCCGUCUUGGAACAUGGCCACGAGAAGCACCGAAAGGUCGUGGCCACGAUCCUGAGAUCGGACCUUUUGAGCUUCGCCAAGCAUCGCAAUGCCAGUUACUUGGUGGAGAAGGCUUUGUCCUACUGUGCACUCGAGGACCAGCAGGCCUUGCUGGCUCAGCUGGGGCGCACCGAAGUCAUCGUGGAGUUAGCCCGAUCACAAUUUGGGUGCUACGUGGCCAAGUCCUUGUUGCAGGAUGAGAGGGUGAACGGCAAAGAGGCUUUGAGACGAAUCCAGGCGAAGCGGAAGACUGCCACUGGCUGGGUUUGUGGGAUGGGGACUUGGACGGUGGUCCUGUAUCCUCAUCCUCCAGCUUUUGAUGCGACCACGGGCAGGCCUUGGCGGGCGACUUUGGACGGACUCGCCAUGGGCAACGUUUGCUGGUUGAGAAUCUUGGGAGAACUUAAGGAGAGCUUUGGUUGUAGUGGACUCUUCUCCAUUCUUCUGUCAGUAUGGAGGGAUCUUUGCUGGGCCUUCAUGAUUCUGAACGAGAGAGGUCGUGAGGCGCCAGAGCGCGUGCCGGACGACCGGCACAGUGGGUCGGCAGCCGAGAUGGUCGGCGUGUCAAUGGAGUUGGAAGAUGAGCAGGAGGAUGAACCAUCCUACGAUGAUCCUGGCCAGCAGGUCGCAACUGCCGGGCAGAGCUUCGUCUUAGCUUUGGCGGACGUGCUGACUCAUUUGUCCUCAUUGAGACCACCGCCAACGGGGCAACGGGUCACAAAGUUUCAUUCAAUUCGCCCGCCCCAGCUUCCUAUACGAGAUUAUCUUUUCAGGAUUGCCAAGUAUUUUCAGUGCAGCCGGGAAUGCUUUGUGCUGUGCCUGGUGUAUAUUGACAGGAUCGUAAAGCUGCAUCCAGACUUUACGAUAUGUAGCCUGAAUAUCCAUAGGCUACUGGUGACCAGCGUUAUGCUGGCUGUGAAAUUCUUCGAUGAUGUAUAUUACAGCAACGCCUACUACGCCAAGGUAGGAGGCGUGCGAACCAGAGAGGUCAACGCGCUGGAGAGCCACUUCCUUCAGCUUAUCGAAUGGAAGCUUCACGUGACUCCAGAGGAGUUUGAUCAAUACAGGAGCCAUGUAUGCACAGUUGGCGCUGCUCAACCUGUGCCCAGGCUCACUGCCGAUGAAAGCCUUGGCUGA
Molecule: messenger RNA, 2610 nt
Organism: Durusdinium trenchii
Lineage: Eukaryota; Dinophyceae; Suessiales; Symbiodiniaceae
Source: the annotation of a GenBank genome assembly